Messenger RNA from Penicillium riverlandense, 333 nucleotides. RefSeq lists its product as uncharacterized. The transcript is spliced from 2 exons. Lineage: Eukaryota; Fungi; Ascomycota; Eurotiomycetes; Eurotiales; Aspergillaceae. The record is from RefSeq and is a predicted model, not a curated record. The coding region runs from base 1 to 333 and encodes 110 amino acids.
AUGCCAUAUACUACGACAACAUUGUAUCAUGGCACGUUGGCAGGUGGAGAUUCUGUCCUAAUUACUGCUGUCGACUGCGCCUGCGCCACUGGCCAGUGGUACAGCAUGACUCUUCUUCCUGGCUCAUCGACCGUCGAUACGUUCUGCAUGCCCUACGCUUCUUGCCCGCGCGGCAUGACUACUUCUGUUCAAACAAAUAGCAUCUGCGCUACCGCGCCGGCCGGUGUAUGUGCGAAUGACGCUGAGAAGACGGAGUAUUGUGCUUCUGUGAAUCCGUCUCAGACCCCUGAGUAUCCUGAUGACCCGGGUGCUGCUCCGACGGCGUGUGCAUGA